Harmonia axyridis is the source of this 4470-nucleotide messenger RNA. It is a transcript of the gene Khc, whose product is annotated as kinesin heavy chain. Bases 150 to 3086 code for a protein of 978 amino acids. NCBI's taxonomy places the organism in Eukaryota, Metazoa, Arthropoda, Insecta, Coleoptera, Coccinellidae. Gene Ontology annotation, molecular function: microtubule binding; microtubule motor activity; ATP binding. Gene Ontology annotation, biological process: microtubule-based movement. The transcript has 15 exons. The record is from RefSeq and is a predicted model, not a curated record.
AUCUGAUUGAAUUGUCAAAUCAAGAUGGUUGUCUGCCAGAGCAGGGAACGUCUAUUGAUGUAAUAUUUUUAAUACAAAUGUAUAAUUUAUAGUAUUUUAUUUACUUAUCGUUUAUUGUUUAUUGAGCUGUGAGUUAUAAGUGCUUUAAAAUGUCAGGGGAACGUGAAAUUGCCGCUGAGGAUAGUAUUAAGGUUGUGUGUAGGUUUCGACCCUUAAAUGAUUCAGAGGAAAAGGCUGGGUCGAAAUUCAUUGUAAAGUUUCCAUCAGGCGGUGAAGAUAAUUGUAUAUCCAUUGCGGGUAAAGUUUAUCUUUUCGAUAAAGUAUUCAAGCCAAAUGCAACACAAGAGAAAGUGUACAAUGAAGCAGCUAAAAGCAUUGUAUCAGACGUGCUUGCCGGCUACAAUGGUACCAUCUUUGCUUAUGGACAAACCUCUUCGGGUAAAACACAUACUAUGGAAGGUGUCUUAGGUGAUGUACAAAAACAAGGUAUCAUUCCUAGAAUUGUGAACGAUAUAUUCAAUCACAUCUAUGGUAUGGAGGAAAAUUUAGAAUUCCAUAUUAAAGUAUCCUACUUUGAGAUAUAUAUGGAUAAAAUUAGGGAUUUACUAGAUGUUUCUAAAGUAAACUUAAGCGUUCAUGAAGAUAAAAACAGAGUUCCUUAUGUAAAAGGAGCAACAGAACGAUUUGUUGCCAGUCCAGAGGAAGUUUUCGAAGCUAUUUCCGAUGGAAAAUCCAAUAGACAUAUAGCUGUAACAAAUAUGAAUGAACAUUCUUCUAGAUCACAUUCAGUAUUUCUCAUAAACGUAAAACAGGAAAACCUAGAGAAUCAAAAAAAAUUAUCAGGUAAACUUUACUUGGUGGAUCUUGCUGGUUCUGAAAAAGUAUCGAAGACAGGAGCAGAAGGUACUGUAUUGGACGAAGCUAAGAAUAUUAACAAAUCUCUUUCUGCUCUUGGAAAUGUGAUAAGUGCUCUGGCUGAUGGAAACAAAACUCACAUACCCUAUCGUGACUCCAAAUUGACCAGAAUCCUUCAAGAAUCCCUUGGUGGUAACGCAAGAACAACCAUCGUAAUUUGUUGUUCUCCUGCUAGUUUUAAUGAAGCUGAAACGAAAUCUACCCUUGAAUUCGGUAAAAGGGCCAAGACUGUCAAGAACGUUGUAUGUGUGAAUGAAGAACUAACUGCUGAAGAAUGGAAGCGUAGAUACGAGAAAGAAAAAGAAAAGGCUGCUCGACUUAAAGGCAUUUGUGAGAAGCUUGAGAAUGAACUCAGCCUUUGGAGAUCUGGUGAGACAGUUAGAGUUGAAGAUCAAGUCAAUGCAAAUGAUCCAUCUGAAGCUGCUACUCCUGUAUCUGUGAUGGAAGAGAGCACAGUAACAGAGACAGCUGGACCAGUACCCGCCACACCAGCUCUUAUGAUUGGUUCAACUCUUGGAAUUGAAGAGAGACAAAAAUUGGAGCUCGAACGUGAGAGGCUUUAUCAACAACUUGAUGAGAAAGAUGAGGAAAUCAACCAGCAGAGUCAAUUCGUUGAAAAACUUAAGGAACAAAUCGUAGAGCAAGACGAGUUAAUUGCAAGUACCAGAAGAGAUUAUGAAGCCUUACAGUUGGAAAUGAACAGAAUCCAACAAGAGAACGAAAGCGCCAAAGAUGAGGUGAAAGAAGUUCUCCAAGCUUUGGAAGAAUUGGCUGUUAACUACGAUCAGAAGAGCCAAGAAGUGGACUCUAAGAAUAAAGAGGUUGAAUCUCUUUCUGAAGAACUCAUGCAAAAACAAUCUUCCUUGAACAAUACUACAACAGAACUCCAACAGUUGAAGGAUUUGAGUAACCAUCAAAAGAAGAGAUUGUCAGAAAUGUUCGCCAAUAUUCUUAAAGAGCUAAGUGAAAUUGGUUCAUCUGUUGGUGGUGACGUGGCUGACCUCAAAAUUUCAACUGAACCAACCAAGUUAGAAGAAGAAUUCACUGUUGCAAGGUUAUACAUUACAAGAAUGAAAAACGAAGUUACAAACCUGAUACAGAGAUUGCAAAACAUCGAGAAUAAGGAACAAGAUAGUAAUAAAAAAGUUACCGAAUAUGAAAAGGAAUUGGGUGAAUGUAAAUUGCUGAUUUCUCAACACGAAGCCAGAAUGAAGAGCUUGCAGGAAUCGAUGAGGGAGUCUGAAAAUAAGAAGAGAAUGUUGGAAGAAAACAUUGAUGCUCUGAGGGAAGAAUGUGCUAAACUGAAAGCUGCCGAACAGGUUUCUAGCGCUUCUGAAAACGAGAAAAAAGAGGCUAAUGAACUCAGAUUAGCUCUUGAACAGCAAAUGGAUCAGCUGAGAAUAGCACAUCAGAAACAAGUAGCUACAUUAAGAGAUGAAAUUGCCGAGAAGCAACAACACUUGAAUGAUAUCAAAGACUCCAAUCAGAAACUCACCCUUGCCCAGCAGCAACUUCAAGCCGAGUACGACAGGCUCAAAACCGAAGAAACCGAUAAAUCUCAGAAACUGCAGGAACUCAUCACCACUAAUGAGAGGCGAGAACAGGCACGUAAGGACCUGAAGGGCCUUGAAGAUACUGUUUCGAAGGAACUACAGACUUUGCACAAUUUACGGAAGCUCUUUGUACAAGACCUGCAGGCUAGAAUGAAGAAGAACCUUACAUCAGAAGACAAUGAAGAAGAUGGUGGAUCAUUAGCUCAAAAACAGAAGAUAUCAUUCCUUGAAAACAACUUGGACCAACUUACCAAAGUCCACAAACAAUUGGUGCGGGAUAAUGCUGAUCUUCGUUGCGAGUUACCCAAACUAGAGAAACGCCUUCGAGCUACAAUGGAACGCGUGAAAGCUCUAGAAACUGCCCUGAAGGAAGCUAAAGAAGGAGCAAUGAGAGAUAGAAAGAGGUAUCAGUACGAAGUUGAUCGCAUAAAAGAAGCUGUUAGACAGAAGAAUUUGGCAAGGAGAGGUCCAGCUGCAACUAUAGCCAAGCCCAUCAGAUCUGGCCAACAUUGCAUCAGUGGAAGCAAUGUCAUCCGUACAGGCAGCAAUCAGAGCUUUAAUAAGAGUAUUGAUGAGUCACAGAAGCGCAAGUCGCUUAUAGUAGGAGAGAGGGAUUAAUAUCUUCACUUCUACAUUGAUUGAAGAAUAUCAUCUCUUAAACAUCAUACACCAAAAAUAUUCGUGCGAUGAAUAUGAACUUGCUUAAUAUUGAAUUGACUCGGCAAGUUUAAAAAACAGUAAUCUAUGUGCUUAACUUGCUUAGAAAUAAAUUAAGGUGCACUUUAUAGAAAAUAAAUAUAACGAACUGUUCCAGACAAAAAAAAUCCCAACCAAAAAUUUUGUUGGUUUGAGGAUAUUUUCUGCAUAAUUUGGUAAGGCAAUAGAUUGCAUUCUCAUAAUGAAAAGAUGGGCAUUUUUAAAGGAACAUUUCGUUGUUUUACCAUCUUGAAUUUUUCAGCCUAGGGUGCUGCAGAGUUAUAUCCAAUUGAGUGUUUUAAAUCACAGCAUAUAAUGCCUAAUUGUAAUUCUUUGGUUAGCAUGUGGUAUUUCCAAAUGUGCAUUAUUAUUCCAAAAACAGUGUUGAUGUUCCAUUACUGUGCAAUGAUAUAUAACAUUUUGACAAUGCUUUUGUAUUUGCUUUCUUCGAAAGUACUGAGUUAUAUUGGUAUUCAGUAAAUUGAAUUUUCAUCUUUAAAUACUCCCUUUACAAUAUGAAAACAACGACAGAAUAUUUUGUAUUUUUGAUUAGGAACCAAUAUUUUUCAGUACCUAGGUGAAAAACUGAAUUAUCUGCUUUUGUAAAUUACAAAAUUUGUAGAAAUAUUCCCAGGAUCAUAAUUUAAUUAUUGAAUUUUUUAUAGAAUUGAAUAGCACAUUUAUAAUUUUUUAUUUGAUAGUGACAUUCGGCUUAGUGAUCACUUUUAAGGAAUUGAAAUUUUUAUUAUAUAUCAGUCUAUUUGAUUAUAAAUUUAUACAUAUUCAGUCAAAUUUUAAUUAGGUUGGUUUUUCAACAUGUUUUCAAGAAAGAGAACUGGUUUGACUGGAUUAAACACAAGUUUCUCUUGCAAUUGAUCUUAUAUAUUAUUAAGUUGAUAUUUUUUUCGGUGUAGUAAAGGGUCCAUAAGAAGUGAUUCAGUAAAAAUUUUGACAGACAAAAAAAAAUUUUUGAACAAGGUAGCUUCUUCUGAGUACUAUUACUCAACUUUGUCCUUUUCAGGAUCCCUUAUUAUACAUUUAAUUCAAACUAAACAUGGUCAUUUCUGUGAGACAUGCACAACCUAUCUUAGUUUGAAGAAGCAUUUAGUAAAAUCCCCAAUUUUCUUCCUUAUUAAUUUAUUAUAUGUUCCAAUUCGUUAUGUAGAUAAUUGUCUUUUUCAAAGAAGAGAAAAAAUUUUCAUAGCUGUAACAAAAUAUUUUUAGUGGAUGCUUUAAGUCAAAACAGUUUAUUUAUUUGAUUCAUGGAUACUAUAUUCUAAUAAACUAAAUGAAAGGAAUUUAAGUA